This is a messenger RNA of Equus caballus (horse), 3101 nucleotides long. RefSeq names its product deoxycytidine kinase (gene DCK). NCBI's taxonomy places the organism in Eukaryota, Metazoa, Chordata, Mammalia, Perissodactyla, Equidae. Gene Ontology annotation, biological process: nucleobase-containing compound metabolic process. Gene Ontology annotation, cellular component: cytoplasm. Gene Ontology annotation, molecular function: deoxycytidine kinase activity; ATP binding. The record is from RefSeq and is a predicted model, not a curated record.
CAAGGGCUCCGCCCGAAGCCGGCGAAGGCGCCGGGGCCCGAACGGGUCUCGCCGGCUGCUGGGGGGCAGGGGGCGUGGCUUCCCCGCUGGGCGGGCGGCUAGCUGCAGUCCCGCCCCCAUCGCCCGCCGCCUCCUCACGCCAAAACCAAACCCGCGACCCGCCGGCGGGAAAGCGAGCGGUGCGCGGGAGUCUAGCCUGCGGGUCCAGGCAGGUUCUGCCGCGGCUCGAGCCCCAGCGCGCACCUGUGGCCCCUUCCAGCCCUCGCUGCUUGACGCGCUUGGGGCGCCCCACGCGAGGAAUGGCCACCCCACCCAAGAAGAGCUGCUUGUCUCCCACGACCGGCCCUCAGAGGACCCGCAUCAAGAAAGUCUCCAUCGAAGGGAACAUCGCUGCAGGGAAGUCAACUUUUGUGAAUAUUCUUAAACAAGUCUGUGAGGAUUGGGAAGUGGUUCCUGAGCCUGUUACCAGAUGGUGCAAUGUUCAAAGUACUCAAGAUGAAUUUGAGGAAUUGACAACAGUUGAGAAAACUGGCGGGAAUGUUCUGCAGAUGAUGUAUGAGAAACCCGAACGAUGGUCUUUUACCUUCCAGUUAUAUGCCUGCCUCAGUCGAAUACGAGCUCAGUUUGCCUCUCUCAAUGGCAAGCUCAAAAAUGCGGAGAAACCUGUAUUAUUUUUUGAGCGAUCUGUGUAUAGUGACAGGUAUAUUUUUGCAUCUAAUUUGUAUGAAUCUGACUGCAUGAAUGAAACAGAGUGGACAAUUUAUCAAGACUGGCAUGACUGGAUGAAUAAACAGAUGGGCCAAAGCCUUGAACUGGAUGGAAUCAUUUAUCUUCGAGCUACUCCAGAGAAAUGCUUGAAUAGAAUAUAUUUACGGGGAAGAAAUGAAGAACAAGAUAUUCCUCUUGAAUAUUUAGAGAAGCUUCACUCUAAGCAUGAAAGCUGGCUCCUGCAUAGAACACUGAAGACCAAUUUUGAUUAUCUACAAGAAGUGCCUAUUUUAACACUGGAUGUUAAUGAAGACUUUAAAGACAAAUAUGACAGUCUGGUUGAAAAGGUCAAAGAAUUUCUGAACACUUUGUCAUCUUGCUGAGGACCACAGGCAGCCAAAUGAUCCCAAACACUUCAACUUUGUAUAUCUUCGUACUUCCAUAUUCAUACAAGUCUCUUUAGAAAACCGAAGUUUUUAGCUAUUUUUGUUCCAAGAAAAAAUUUUUUUUUUGGUGAAUCCUAUACGAAAGUUUAUAACUAGUUUCUUUUUUUUUUGGUUUAAAAAAACAAAGAUAUUUAAUUAUCUCUCACACAAGAAGUGUGGAGGUAGAUGAUUCCAGAGUCAGUAAAGUGGCUAAACUGUAUGAUAAAGGACCCCGCCUCUUUCUGUCUUUCCUCUCUAUUAUCCUCCUCAGCAGGUUGGCUUUUUUUUUUCUGGUGCUUCUCAACUCGUUGGUGACCAGUUUCUUAACUGGAAACUUUGAUGUUACAUAGUAAAUGGUAAUGUGUCCUGUGUAAAUUAGUGCACCUAUUAAAAGUUGAAAAGUAGAAUUUAAGGAAUCCCUAGGAAAAGGACUAUGAAGUUUUAUUUAAAUACUUUUGAUCAAGUGCCUCCCCUUCCACUUUAAUUUAUGUGGAAGAUAAGACCAGGUUUAGCAUUUAAUCAUUUCAUUAGUAUUUAUUAAUGUGUCUGUAACACUUUUCAGAGGAGCAGGUUAAACCUUGUUCCCAGUUUGUAAUGGCAUAGCCUUUCUUAUAGGUCAUUUAAUCUUUUUCCUGCCUUUGUUUCUCUAUCUGUGGUAUGAGUGAGACUUUAUUCAUCUUUUUGCAUGGGAUUUUAGAGGAUUAAAGAGGAAAAGUUUCUAUACUUACAAGAUAACUGAAAGUUAUUACAUGAGUAUAGAGAUUCAAUUUAAAUGGAACCUAAAAUAGCUUCUUCCUUUCUCCCUCCUCAGACCAUUCUUUUAGAAUGGAAUAUUACUUAGUUAAAAGAUUGGUUUGGGCUAUGAUUGUCUUUAAAUUAUUUGAGGUGUAAGUAUGGUUUUUCGUAAAUUCCUUCCCAAUUUUAUAGGUAAAAUGUGUGUGGGACAUCGUGAGGGAUAAGUUUUUCCGUUUUAUUCUUUCUCGACACUGCACUGGGACUGAGUAGUCUUUCUUUACCUUUAUACUUGGAGAGAAGUCAAAAGACAAAUUUGUUUAGUCCCAGCUCUUAUUUCCUCCCUUAUCCUGUUUUCCCUACUGUCUGGAUUAAUUAGGCAGCCUACUUUUUUAAAGUUUAAAAAAAGUCACACAUCUCUGCUUUGAGAACCUUGUGAUCACUCUUUCCUUCGUACUUUGCCUUGCUUCUCUGUAGGGUUCUACCUUUAGUUUUUUCCCCCUCCUUUAAGAGAAGUUACUGAUAAAAAUGAUAUUUAUAUGUUAUAUAUCUUGAAAGCAUUAUCAUUUUUUUUAUUGAAUAUAUAUUUGGAAAUAUAUAUAUUAGUAAAGAAGACAAGGGGUAGAAUAAUUAUAGUUUUUAAAAACCUGCAUGGAUUCAUUUUAGGUCUGUAUAUAAUUAAAGAUUUUUUUUUUCAAGUUUGGUUAAGGUAUGCAGUGUGUUUUCUAUGUAUUUAAACUUUCUACUUGAUGUUUUAGAAAAGUUCUAUGUUUUUUAAAUGCAGAGGAGUCACUUUUACAUCGGAACUGUCAUUUUUCCUUUUUAAAACGCCUUCUUUUGUUUUUGGUUUCUUGAUACUCAAAGAUGAUAAUUUAGUGGGUUAUGCAGUCUAGAUGUGUGAUCUUUGAAAGGGAGAUUUUAUUUCAAAUCUGUAAUCACCAUUAAUAUUUAAAUUGUCUCAUGAUAUUGUAUGGCUUUUUAAAAUUUUUGUUUGAUAUGAAUGGAAUUUGUUUACUAAAUUAAAUAUCAUUCUUAAGUAUAAAUCUCAUGAAAUGUAAUGGAGCUACACUCAAUUGAAAUGAUUACAUCUUUUUAGAAUGAAAAUUUAUUCUACUUUUGAAGAAAAAAAUUAUGACUAUAAAAAGAUUUUAAUGGUUUAUAUAAAUUACAUUGAUUCUAUUUUAAGUGGUGUAAUUCAGAGAUUUUCAGUAACCUUUAAAAAUGUUUAGCUUAUAA